This is a messenger RNA of Schizophyllum commune H4-8, 2891 nucleotides long. RefSeq lists its product as uncharacterized. Lineage: Eukaryota; Fungi; Basidiomycota; Agaricomycetes; Agaricales; Schizophyllaceae. Bases 40 to 2463 code for a protein of 807 amino acids. The record is from RefSeq and is a predicted model, not a curated record. The transcript is spliced from 5 exons.
CUCCAAUCUUGGUUUCGCUAGGCUUACUCAGCUCGAAGGAUGGCGGAUGCUGAAGGACACCGCAAGGCUCAUCCUUUUGGCUCUUCUCCCCCGAUACCUUGCCACAUCCCAACUCGCCACCCAAAAUUUCCCGAAGAGCCUCUCACGGCGCCACCCGUACGACAACUCACGGACAUACUCUUCGUCGGCUCCGAUGAAUUGAACGAAAUCGAGGAGCACUCUCUCCGCGUCUUUGACAUGCAUACUACACUCUUCCCGGACGAAUGCUUUGCAUUGAAGCCGCGCGCAAUGGUCCGCGGCCUCGAUCAGACUCUGUAUGAUUGCAAAGGCCGAAGAUGGCUUUUCGAGCACUCUCCCCCUACACGACCAGCCUCUGAGAAAGCUGCGACCACUGCCGCCUUCUUGAACGAGUUCACUCGUCGCUGCUGGCUUACGUAUGAGACUCGACGUCGACCUGUCCCAUCUACUGUGCGGCAAUGGACUGUCGUCGAACGCUUGCGGCCGUCGGUCGCCGAUGCAACCGCUCGCUCGUUUGGCGUAACCCUCGUGGACGUCGGCUCGAGCUCAGCGCGCUGGGAGGACGUACUUUGCGAUGUCCAAGUUGUCACAGAUGCUUCCCAGAUGCCUGAAGCACUGAUCAGACUUUCUAGUAGUGCUGCGCACGUCUUGUCCUCGCAGGAUGACCGCUUGUUCUACCUUGGACUCGCCCUAGCCGGCGACAAGUACCAGCUAGCCUACUUCGACUGUGCUGGGCGCGUCCUCUCCGGCCUGUUCGACGUGCACGAGGACCCCGUGUACUUCACCGAUCCAUCGCUUGUGUCUCGUGGCCAGCGACGCUUCCUUACCAUGGCGCGUGGCGAAUACGAGGUUGUGGAGACUUUGGCCCUCGACAGGAGGAUCCUUGGUCACGGCACCGUGUACUGGCGAUGCCGCCACGAAGACGGCGACGAUGUAAUAGUCAAGAGCACCUGGGCGAAAGCUGGGAAAUCGCCUACGGAGGGUGAUCGCUUUCGAAAAGCUUACGUCGAAGGCGUCCCAGACUUGAUUUGCGAAGAGCCCGUCUUUAGAGCGGAUGAUCAGCCAUGGACGACAAUGUGGGUUCGUGAUACCCUCGAAGGCCAGGAGAGAAUGUCCGUUAUUGGCCGAAUCCGGCAGCUUCAACUGCGUCGCCUCGUCUUUGACAUGGCGGGACGGCCACUUAAGGAGUUCGAAUCCAAGGAGGAAUUCCUCCAGGCCCUCAGGGAUACCAUAUACGCGCACAAACAUCUAUUCUAUCCCUGUCACGUCCUCCAGUGCAACAUCAACGACAUGAGCAUCAUGUUGCAUCGGCCGCCAAGCAAAUCGCGGCGGUGGGGAACGUUGGUCGAUCUCGGCCACGCGAGUCCAACUGGAGCAGAUGAGUUUGAAGGAUCUGCCUUUGUGGAUCCUAGAGUUGGAUCCUCUGCAUUUAUCGCGUGCCGUCUCGUCCCAUACAUGAGUUCCGGCUGCCGUCAGACCCCACGUCACGACUUCGAGUCGUACAUCCACCUUCUUAUGUACAUGUGCGCAAGCUACUCGGGACCAUCAAACACGCCGCGCGACAACUUCGACAUCCGCCAGUCGCCUAUGGCCGCGUGGUUCAACGGAGCCAGCGACGAGAAGUUCAGGAUCAUGUUCAGGCUCGACGACGGCGACUUCCGCGCCUUCCUCGAUAGCCUGUUCGACCCGUACUUCGACGACCUCAAGGACCUCGUCUGCGAGCUGCGCACGCACAUAUUGCGCACGCCGGACGUCACCCCCAACCACUACUCUCUGCUCCGCAUCUUCGACCGCCACAUCGCCGCGCUGCAGGCGCCACCUCCCCUUCCCGAGCCUGCACCAGCUGCUCGUCAGCGCGUACUCGACAUCCCGACCGUCAUCGAGACGAAGCGCAAGGGCAUCGUAAAGCGGAAGCGUCCUAGCGCCCCUCCUGCGGCGCAGGCGACUACUGCGGCGGCGGCCCCUACGCAUACGCCCGUCACGGCUAUCGCUACCCCGGUCUCGCCCGCCCCUCUCACCAUUACUCCGGCUAAGCCGGCUCCUUCGUCACCCACCUCCGCUGUCGCGCCAUCCGGUCCUGCUGCGCCAUCUCCUCCUGCCGCGUCCUCCUCCACUCCACCGCCCCCAACAACCUCGCGAACUACACCUCUCUCGCGACAAUCCUCGAGGCCGAUGACCAGAGCCAUGAAGCGACGACUGGCAGACUCGAGGACUGCGUCGCCCCCUAGCGAUGACUCUGACCGUACGCUGGUAGACACGACGCCGGAGCGCAAGUGUUCUCUGCCCGAUAGUCCCUCGCCGAAGAGGAAGUCGCCGGCCAGCCCUUCGCUGGAGGACAGGAAGACGUCGUCCCGCCGUAGCAAGAGGCUCGCGUCUCCCGACACGCCCUCGGACGAGCCACCGUUGCAUGCAACGCGAGCUUCCAAGCGUCGGAAGGUCGCAUAACGCGCUGCGCGAAUACGUACUCGUGCUCCUGACGGGCUAGGGGCUCGGUACGCUUCUUCUCGGCGACCAGCGUCGAAGAAGGUCGGCGCUGGAGUCGAUGUAUACGCGCGAGGACGGUGAGAGCGCUGCCUGUGCAGGCCCGGUGUUGUGCUCGCUGCGGCUGGAGCCCCGGGGAUAUCGCCACAGGCGCGUCGCGUAGCGCCACCCAACGGAUUGUGCGUGCCCUGAAGAGAUCAGGGAAGCUGAUAUGUGGAGAGCGUAGGACGAGCUCCGCCCGCGGCGAUUCGGGCGAGGGUGCGUCAGGCGUCGAAUUCGAAGAGUUCUUGCUCAAUGUAAAAUACCUCAAAUGUAAAAUACCCUCAGUGGAGAUACCGUCGAAUCCGGACUUGUGUACAAAUUAGAAUGAUCUCGACUCUGGAUUUGUUCCA